Messenger RNA from Ochotona princeps (American pika), 1976 nucleotides. RefSeq names its product dopamine receptor D3 (gene DRD3). Gene Ontology annotation, biological process: adenylate cyclase-inhibiting dopamine receptor signaling pathway; adenylate cyclase-activating adrenergic receptor signaling pathway. Lineage: Eukaryota; Metazoa; Chordata; Mammalia; Lagomorpha; Ochotonidae. Gene Ontology annotation, cellular component: plasma membrane. Gene Ontology annotation, molecular function: dopamine neurotransmitter receptor activity, coupled via Gi/Go; G protein-coupled receptor activity. The record is from RefSeq and is a predicted model, not a curated record. The transcript is spliced from 8 exons. The coding region runs from base 157 to 1497 and encodes 446 amino acids.
AUUACCAACAAACCAUUGACUACAACGUUUAAUCCUGCCACCUUGACAAAUGCAACUCUGUAACAACUUGCAAGAUCAGACAUAACCUUAGGAUUCCAGGCCCCUUGGAGUUACACACAAAAUAAAUCAUUCGCGGUCACACACUGCCUCUGGGUGAUGGCACCUUUGAGCCAGCUGAGUAGCCAUAUCAACUCUACCUGUGGGGCAGAAAAUUCCACAGGUGCCAACCGGGUCCGCCCACAUGCUUACUAUGCCCUCUCCUACUGUGCACUCAUCCUGGCCAUCAUCUUCGGCAACUGCCUGGUGUGUGCAGCUGUACUGAGAGAGCGGGCCCUGCAGACCACCACUAACUACCUAGUGGUAAGCCUGGCUGUGGCGGACUUACUGGUGGCCACUUUGGUGAUGCCCUGGGUGGUGUACCUGGAGGUGACAGGUGGAGUCUGGAAUUUCAGCCGAAUUUGCUGCGAUGUUUUUGUCACCCUGGAUGUCAUGAUGUGUACAGCCAGUAUCCUGAACCUCUGUGCCAUCAGCAUAGACAGGUACACUGCAGUGGUCAUGCCUGUUCACUACCAGCAUGGCACAGGGCAGAGCUCCUGUCGGCGUGUAGCUGUCAUGAUUACUGCUGUCUGGGUACUGGCUUUUGCUGUGUCCUGCCCACUCCUCUUUGGCUUCAACACCACAGGGGAUCCCAGCGUCUGCUCCAUCUCCAACCCUGACUUUGUCAUCUACUCUUCAGUGGUGUCCUUCUAUGUGCCCUUUGGAGUGACUGUCCUUGUCUAUGCCAGGAUCUAUGUGGUGUUGAGGCAGAGGAGACGAAAGCGGAUCCUCACCCGACAGAACAGUCAGUGCAUCAGUGUCAGGCCUGGCUUUCCACAGCAAUCUUCCUGUCUGCGACUGCACCCUAUUCGACAGUUUUCAAUAAGAGCCAGAUUUUCAUCAGAUACCACAGGGAAAAUGGAACAUUCAGAGGACAAACAAUGUCCCCAGAAAUGUCAGGACCCUCUCUUGUCACAACUGCAACCUCUGUCUCCUGGCCGGGCACACAUGGAGCUGAAGCGCUACUAUAGCAUUUGCCAAGAUUCUGCCUUAAGACCCCUGGGCUUCCAAGAAGAACAGCAGUCAAAAGGGGCAGAGGGAACUCGGAACUCCCUGAGCCCCACCAUGGCACCCAAACUCAGCCUCGAAGUUCGAAAACUCAGUAAUGGUAGAUUAUCGACAUCCUUGAGGCUGGGCUCCCUACAGCCUCGGGGAGUGCCACUUCGCGAGAAGAAGGCAACCCAGAUGGUGGCCAUCGUGCUUGGGGCCUUUAUUAUCUGCUGGCUGCCUUUCUUCUUGACCCAUGUUCUCAAUACCCACUGCCAAGCAUGCCACGUGUCCCCAGAACUUUACAGUGCUACAACGUGGCUGGGCUACAUGAACAGCGCCCUCAACCCUGUGAUCUAUACCACCUUCAAUGUUGAGUUCCGCAAAGCCUUCCUCAAGAUCUUGUCUUGCUGAGAGAAGAAAGGAGGCAACAUGUCCUGCAAUCCAUGUCUCGCUACCAAGCUGUUGGGCUGCUGGCCAGGACCUGCACAGAAAGACUGCGCAGAGUUCCCUGACAUGUGGGAGGAAGAGGAGUCCUAGAGCCAGGAUGUCCCUAUGGGGCAGGUAUAAUCCAUUGCUUCCUCCAGCACAAAUUGUUCUACCUCCCCAGCUAAAAUCUGACUCCAUUCUGAUUUCGGUCUUUAAGAGGUUGGGAACUUCUAAGUGAUAAGCAAUAAUUCUGAAAGAAGCUGAAAAACCUGACUAUGCACACACGAAAUUGUCAUGAGGUGUGUGAUUCAUGAGAGAAGGAAAAUAAACAGAACUCAUUCUUAGCUCACCAGGUUGUUGAAAUCUCACCAGUAAACCACCUUGCAGAAGAGACAUCUCAGUAACUGGCAGACUAACCUGCUUUGGUGGGACCAUUCCCUCUUUACUGCUAUUCUCCAUCAUAG